AUGAAGGCAGACUGUGCAGCAAGAUCGCCAGGGAAUGGAUGGAUUUUCUUCAGCAACAAUGAAAGAACUGACUUUAAAAAUACACGCUAUAAGAAAACAAUGUUCAUCCAAGGACCGAAAGGCUUUGCCAUCCUCUGGGCAUUUUUCUUCACAAGAGCUAUUACUGGAUUCCCGGGAGAAGGACAAUUAUUAUGGAAGAAAGAUCAUAAUUUUAAUCCUAUGAAUGAAACUCAGAUGUUUCUAUAUGACACCUUUCCAAAAAACUUUUCCUGGGGUGUAGGGACUGGAGCAUUUCAAGUGGAAGGAAGUUGGAAAAAAGAUGGUAAGGGACCCUCAAUAUGGGAUCACUUCAUCAGCACACAUCUUAAAGAUGUCAACAGCACAGAUGAUUCCAGUGACAGUUACGCUUUUCUGGAGAAAGACUUGUCUGCACUGGAGUUUUUGGGAGUUUCUUUUUAUCAAUUUUCAAUUUCCUGGCCAAGGCUCUUUCCAGAUGGGAUAGUAACAGUUGCCAAUGAGAAAGGACUCCAAUACUAUAAUGCUCUCCUGGACAGUCUUGUACACCGAAACAUUAAGCCUAUAGUUACUUUAUACCACUGGGACUUGCCUCUAGUACUACAAGAAAAAUAUGGGGGGUGGAAAAAUGAGACCAUAAUAAAUAUUUUCAACGACUAUGCAACUUACUGUUUCCAGACAUUUGGGAAUCGUGUUAAAUACUGGAUUACAAUACACAACCCGUAUCUAGUUGCCUGGCAUGGCUAUCGCACAGGUAUGCAUGCACCAGGAGAGAAAGGGAACUCAGCAGCUGUUUAUGUUGUGGGACACAACCUGAUCAAGGCUCACGCCAAAGUCUGGCAUAACUACAACACAAACUUUCGGCCACAUCAGAGAGGCUCAUUAUCGAUCACCUUGGGAUCCCACUGGAUUGUACCAAACAAAUCAGAAAACAGUUUGGAUAUUCUUAAGUGCCAAAAAUCCAUGACUUCUGUGCUGGGCUGGUUUGCCAACCCUAUCCAUGGGGAUGGGGACUAUCCAGAAGUUAUGAAGGAAUCAGUUUCUCUUCUCCCUCAUUUUUCUGAAGCUGAGAAAAUCGAGGUGAGGGGCACAGCUGAUUUCUUUGCCUUUUCCUUUGGACCUAAUAAUUUCAAACCUCCAAGCACCAUAUCAAAAAUGGGGCAAAAUGUAUCACUCGAUUUAAGAGAAGUUCUAAAGUGGAUUAAACUGGAAUACAACAACCCGAAGAUCCUCAUAACUGAGAAUGGCUGGUUCACGGACAAUCACGUGACAACUGAAGACACAACAGCCAUCUACAUGAUGAAGAAUUUCCUUAAUAAGGUUCUUCAAGCAAUAAAAUAUGAUGAAAUAAGAGUGUUUGGUUACACAGCUUGGUCUCUGCUAGAUGGCUUUGAAUGGCAAGAUGCUUAUACCACCAGAAGGGGGUUAUUUUAUGUGGAUUUCAGUAGCAAACAGAAGGAAAGAAAACCUAAGUCUUCUGCACAUUACUACAAACAAAUCAUAAAAGAGAAUGGAUUCAUCUUAAAAGAGUCCACGCCUGCAGUGCAGGGUCAGUUUCCGUGCGAUUUUUCCUGGGGCAUUACUGAAUCUGUUCUAAAGGCUGAGUCAGUAGCUUCUUCACCACAGUUUAAUGAUCCUCACUUAUACUCAUGGAAUAUCUCUGGCAAUGGACAGCUCCGCCCAGUAAAAGGGGUGACAAUGAAAACAAGAGCUGCUCAAUGCACAGAUUUUGUCAGCAUCAAAAAACAACUUAAAUUGUUGGCAAGAAUGAAAAUCACCCACUACAGGUUUGCCCUGGACUGGUCCUUAAUCCUACCCAAUGGAGACCUCACUAAAAUUAACCAACAAGUUCUUAGGUAUUAUAAAUGUGUGAUCAGUGAGAUGCUUAAACUCAACAUCUCAUCAAUGGUCACCUUAUACUACCCAACUCAUGCUUACUUAGGCCUACCUGCGCCUUUGCUCCAGAACGGAGGAUGGCUAAACCAGUCAACUGUUUAUGCUUUUCGGGACUAUGCAAAUCUGUGUUUUCAGGAACUUGGAGAUUUGGUAAAGCUCUGGAUCACUAUCAAUGAACCCAACAGACUGAGUGACAUCUACAAGGGGAGCAGCAAUGAUACAUACAGGGCAGCUCACAAUUUACUGAUUGCCCAUGCCCUGGUCUGGCAUGUCUACGAUAGCCAGUAUAGACCCUCUCAGCAUGGGGCAGUCUCUCUGUCUCUGCACGCAGACUGGGCUGAACCUGCCAAUCCUUAUGCUGAGUCCCACUUGAAAGCAGCAGAGCGAUUUCUCCAGUUUGAAAUUGCCUGGUUUUCAGAACCCAUUUUCAAGACUGGGGAUUACCCAGAAGCAAUGAAGGAGUACAUUGCCUUCAAGAACAAGGAAGGGCUCUCCAGUUCUGUGCUACCACGCUUCACGGAGGAGGAAAGGAAGCUUAUCAAAGGUUCUGCUGACUUCUAUGCCCUAAAUCACUUCACCACCAGACUUGUCAUCCAUGAGCAGCAGAAUGGUAGUCAAUAUGACUUUGACCGGGAUAUCCAAUUUCUACAGGACGUCACCUGCCUGAGCUCUCCAACCCGACUGGCAGUGAUGCCAUGGGGAGAGCGAAAGAUUCUCAACUGGAUCCAGAAAAAUUAUGGUGAUGUAGAUGUCUAUAUCACAUCGAAUGGGAUUGAUGACCCAUCCCUGGAAAAUGAUGAACUCCGAAAAUACUACUUAGAAAAAUACACCCAGGAAGCUUUAAAAGCUUACCUAAUUGAUAAAGUCAAGGUAAAAGGCUAUUAUGCAUUUAAGUUGACAGAAGAAAAAUCUAAGCCCAGAUUUGGAUUCUUCACAUCUGAUUUAAAAGCAAAGUCCUCAAUACAGUUUUACAACAAUUUAAUCAGAAGCAGGGGCUUCCCUUCCGAGCAUUCCAGUUUUGGAUGUGGGGAGAGUCAUCAUGAUAAACCAUGCAAUUUCUGCUUAUUUCUUGACAAGAAGAAACCACUCAUAUUCUUUGGUUGUUGCCUAUUUUCCACCCUAGCCCUUCUUUUAGCAGUUACUAUUUUCCACAAGAGGAAGAGAAAAAAAUAUUAUAAGGCAAAGAACUUGCAACAACACAUUUUGAUUCCACUGAAGAAAGGUCAUAAGCGUGUUCUCAGCUAAACUGAUGUCAUCUCCAUCUGCCUUCAGCAGGCAAUGAAUAAGUUCACUCCACUUUCCCCAUUCUAAGGAGGUUACAGUAAAUGAAUGAAAGAAGAAAUGCUGGGAUAUUGUUUGUAACCAAGGGAAUGACCAUGGCUUUGCAGGAUGGUCCACAUUAAUUUUCCCUUAGGAGCUGAUAUCAACA
Gracilinanus agilis (Agile Gracile Mouse Opossum) is the source of this 3340-nucleotide messenger RNA. RefSeq names its product klotho beta (gene KLB). Gene Ontology annotation, biological process: carbohydrate metabolic process; fibroblast growth factor receptor signaling pathway. Lineage: Eukaryota; Metazoa; Chordata; Mammalia; Didelphimorphia; Didelphidae. Gene Ontology annotation, molecular function: hydrolase activity, hydrolyzing O-glycosyl compounds; fibroblast growth factor binding; fibroblast growth factor receptor binding. The record is from RefSeq and is a predicted model, not a curated record.